AGGUUCCGGAGCGGUUCCUGGAGGUGGCUCAGAUCACGAUGCGCGAGUUCUUCAACGCCAUCGUGGCGGGCAAGGACGUCGACCCCUCCUGGAAGAAGGCCAUCUACAAGGUCAUCUGCAAACUGGACGCCGAGGUGCCCGACGUCUUCAAAUCGCCCAACUGCCUGCAGGAGCUUCUCCACGAGUAGACAAACAAACCAACAAACAAACAAACAAACAAACAAACAAACAAACAAGCAAAGAAACAAUCUAAAGAGACAAUACCCCAAACACACACACACACACACACACACACACACACACACACUACUGAAGACAAUACCCUCACCCCAAACACACACAUACAGUACAAACACACACACACACACACACACACACACACUCACACACACACACACACACACACACACACACUACUGAAGACAAUACCCUCACAUGUAGUCUUUUUUCUUUUUCUUUUGUUUUGGACUUGCAUUGGAUUUCCCUCUUAGAGUUUUCCCUCCUCCUGGCCCCCGAGCCCUUUUUGGGAAUGCCUGAGGUAUGAGGUAGCAUUCCUGGUUUUCCUCUUUUCGGAAUGCCUCAGGUAUGAGGUAGCAUUCCUGGUUUUCCUGGUUGUUGUUUUCUCUUCUUUUUGUUGUUGUUGUUGCUGUUGUUUUCUUGCUUUUGUCUCUCCUCUUGCUGGUGUUGCAUCUGAAGAGACUUUACCUGAGGAGUGUGUGUGUGUGUGUGUGUGUGUUUUGUAUCUGAAGAGACUAACUGAGGAGUGUGUGUGUGUUUUGCAUCUGAAGAGACUUUAACUGAGGAGUGUACUGCUGAGUUCCACAGAGGAUGCACUACUGAAGUACACAUACACACACACACACACACACACACACACACACACACACACACACACACUGCUGAAGCAACCACACUGGAGAACACACACACACUGCUAAAGCAACCACACUGGAGCACUUGACACACUUUUAGUACACACACACACACACACACACACUUGAAAGUGACGUUACUGAGCUGGCUAGACGGGUCCAGCCUCUCCUCUGAGGUGGGUCCUGAAGGGCAUUGUGUGUGUGUAGGGUGUCAGAAACAACUGGCUAUUAUGAUACCACAUUCAUGAUGUUGAUUAUUAUUCUUCUUUUAUUGUUAUUAUUAUUAUUAUUAUUAUUAUUAUUAUUAUUAUUAUUGUUAUUAUUGUUACUGUUACUGUUAUUGUUAUUGUUGUGUUGUUACUGUUGCUUUGGUUACGAGUGGCACUUGCGUUUGUCCCAUGAUGACGAAAAUGAAAAUAAAUUAUUAUUCCAUCAAAAACCAACCAUGCAGAGCAGGACUACACACACACACACACACACACACACACUGCUGAAAUGACGCCAUGCAGAGGAGGAUUGUGAGGAGCAGGACUACACACACACACACACACACACACACACACACACACACACACACACACACACACGUGUGUGUUCUCCCUCUUGCCUGUGGUGUGAGUUUGGUCUGAGAACACACUGAAAGAGCUGGUGUGGCCAUGGCAACUGAAGGGGUGGGAGUCUGGCUGGUGAUGCUUGUGUCACAAGUCUUCUCGUCCUUAUAUGACAUGUCAACCCCAUUCACUCAAUCCAGUGUCAAUCCCCAUUCACUCAAUCCAGUGUCAAUCCCGGUUCACUCAUUCCAGUCAAUCCCCAUUCACUCAAUCCAGUGUCAAUCCCCAGUCACUCAAUCCAGUGUCAAUCCCCAUUCACUCAAUCCAGUGUCAAUCCCCAUUCACUCAAUCCAGUGUCAAUCCCCAUUCACUCAAUCCAGUGUCAAUCCUGAUUCACUCAAUCCAGUGUCAAUCCUGAUUCACUCAAUCCAGUGUCAACCCCCAUUCACUCAUUCCAGUGUAAAUCCCCAUUCACUCAAUCCAGUGUCAAUCCCCAUUCACUCAAUCCAGUGUCAAUCCCGGUUCACUCAUUCCAGUGUCAACCCCAUUCACUCAUUCCAGUGUCAAUCCCCAUCCACUCAAUCCAGUGUCAACCCCAUUCACUCAAUCCAGUGUCAACCCCCAUUCACUCAUUCCAGUGUCAAUCCCGAUUCACUCAUUCCAGAGUCAAUCCCCAUUCACUCAUUCCAGAGUCAAUCCUGAGCCAGUCAGUCCCACAUUCCAACAGGUGGA
Molecule: messenger RNA, 2155 nt
Organism: Sardina pilchardus (European sardine)
Lineage: Eukaryota; Metazoa; Chordata; Actinopteri; Clupeiformes; Clupeidae
Product: prospero homeobox protein 1-like
Biological process (GO): regulation of transcription by RNA polymerase II
Cellular component (GO): nucleus
Molecular function (GO): DNA-binding transcription factor activity, RNA polymerase II-specific; RNA polymerase II cis-regulatory region sequence-specific DNA binding
Source: RefSeq, a predicted model, not a curated record